AUGCUUUUCUCUGAUCGCUACGAACUGAUUGCGCUGUACCAUGCGUUUCAGCGUCUUCAUUCGCAGAAUGUGGACAACGGUUUGAACGACCUGACUGACUCCUUCUCGUCGUUCAUGACUCGAGCGCGCUAUUUUGCGAUCGGGCACAUAAAACGUACGUUGUCAUAUUCUGCCGUAGACAUGAUGCAUUUGCGACGCGAUAUGCUUCCUACUGCUGGUAUCAGCCACGAAGCGACGAAGAAUGCUCAGCUUUCGAUGUCGCUGUUGGAUGUUUUAAUAGCUGAAUUUUUCAGCGGUUUUGGCCUGAUCUUAUCCUUGAACCAGUGUGAACUAAACGGACGAAUCCACUAUUGCGUUAGGUUUACGAAUGUCGACAGCGCCGCUAGAGCCUUAUCCCAAGCGCAUAAUAACAUGUUCAAAUACAUUAACGGAUAUACAUCGAUCGUCGACGUAUACAAUAAGGAUAACCGCAUUUCGAACUUUAGAAGCGUGACAAGCAUCGAUGCAUUGUCAGAUGAAUUGCUGCUGAAAGUGCUACUCCACGUUGAUCUUCGCACAUUUAUCCGUAGUGAGCGAGUUUGUCGAAAGUGGCAGAAGGUGAUGAAGAAAUCAUGGAAAGACUUGAAAGAGUUGAAUCUUCCCCGCUGGCUUCAAGGCGACCACACUGCGCUUUAUAACAGCGUUUUGAGGUCAGUUUUGAGUCGCGUAUCAUCCAAUUUGCAGUCAUUAGAUCUGUCAGUGAAAAAUCACUUUUUCGACGAGGAAUCUCUGAAGAUCAUUACGCGUUAUUGCCCAACGUUAGAACGUAUUUCACUACGUGGUUUUAACGUCAGGGCAAAGGCUCUGAGGCUCUGUCACACACUCACGCAUCUGGUAUUCACAGAGUCGUCGUACCUGCAAAACAAGGCGUUGUGGUGGUUACUGCGACACUGUCGCCAUCUGAGAUGCUUGGAUCUCAGCCGUUGCUCGCGUAUAUCGGGCAUCAACUUCUACGUACCAUGCAACCACCUCGAAGAACUGCACCUGGAUGGUUGCGUCGUCAACCCUGCACUGCUGGAAGAGUUUUGUGCGACGAAGCCAUUUAUGAAAGUGUUGCACGUCGACGACUGCUGCAUGUUGAACGACGAAUUCUUUGCCUUGCACCUUCGUGUGGUUUCCGCGCGAGGGAGAGGCUUCAAAUUUUUGACUUCAGUCGGUUUACGGCAGAUCGGAAAACUUAAACAGCUUGAAGAGUUACAUCUUGACUUUAGUCGGGUAAUAGACGACGAAUGCCUAGCUGCAAUCACCUGCGGAUGUCCGGAUCUCAAAAUAUUUACUUGCGGUUACGCUGGCCUCAACUCUCGACUGACGGCGAAAGGGUUGAGCUUGCUUGGUUUAUGCACAAAACUGCGUGAGGUGGAUCUGAGCGAUGUGGAAUGCUGCGACGACGACGUCAUUAUCGCCAUUGCUUCCAACGGCUGUUUGCAAACUGUAAGACUACGAAACUCGUCUCGAAUAUCCGACAAUGCGAUCAACUGCUUAGCGAAUCACUGUGCGCAUCUAAAAGAGGUCGAUGUGUCCGGUUGCGUGAGGGUCACAGACAAGUCGAUAAGACUGUUUGCACAGCGUCAUCACGGCAUAGCUUGUAUGGAGGCAGCAAGUCAUGGGCAUGAGCAUGUGGAAAUGCUUGGGACCAAGAUUGUUUCAGAAUUUGGAUUUUGGAAUACAUGA
Messenger RNA from Soboliphyme baturini, 1710 nucleotides. NCBI's taxonomy places the organism in Eukaryota, Metazoa, Nematoda, Enoplea, Dioctophymatida, Soboliphymatidae. The record is from the annotation of a GenBank genome assembly.